Molecule: messenger RNA, 2658 nt
Organism: Neoarthrinium moseri
Lineage: Eukaryota; Fungi; Ascomycota; Sordariomycetes; Amphisphaeriales; Apiosporaceae
Exons: 1
Coding region: 1-2658 (885 amino acids)
Biological process (GO): protection from non-homologous end joining at telomere; interstrand cross-link repair; double-strand break repair via nonhomologous end joining
Molecular function (GO): 5'-3' DNA exonuclease activity; damaged DNA binding
Source: RefSeq, a predicted model, not a curated record
AUGCCAGCGGCGAAGUCGACAGCGAAACCCAAGACCCCGCGGCAGACGAAGCUCAACUUCGGCGCUGCGAAUGGGUCCGGAUCCAAGGCCUCGGCCUCGAAACAGAAGAAGCCGGCCAACGGCAAUAUUUUGAACUUUUUCAAGAAGGUCGAGAUUGAAGAACAACUGUUCCUCGACGCGCCCAGCGGCUCGUCGACGGCCAUCCUGCUCUCGAGCCCCAGUAGGGACGCCGACAACGAGAACGAUUCCUGCAACUUAGAGACCGCGCCGACGAGGUACAAUGAAGAUUAUGGCUCGUCUAAGCGGCGCAAAAUGAGCCACGAUGGCUCGGACGACAUAGAGGACUUGUUCGAUGGCGGCAAGCCUGACAACGCUUCCGAACUCGAGAAUUCAACCAAGCCCUUGACGCAGAAGAAACAGAAACAGAAGAAAGCACGGAAGGGUCCAUUCCUUGACGACUCGGACAGCGAAGAGGACGCCCUAGCUCAUAGCUCCCCCACAAGGCAAGAAACAACAGGAGAGCCCCCCGAUAACGCUAUGCUAAACCCGCCCACCAAAAUAGAGCCCUCACCAGUGCCCCCUAAUCUUUUACGAGACGAGAGUUGUUCGGCGGUCACCCAAGCCCUGACCCUGGAGAAAGAGGAUUCGAUAUAUGAUAAAUUCCAAGACCAAGACCUGGACGGCCUGGAUGGAGCAUUUGACGACGAGUUUGGUGACGAUGAGGAAGCCGGAGAAGAAUAUAGGUACAUGCGAUUCAUGCAGGAACAAGCACGUCUCGAGGCCGAGGAAGCGGGAGACCCAGCACCGGAAGACGCUACCUACAAGUACCCAGCCGAUGACGGUAUGACUCAGCGAUGCCCCCUAUGUGAUGCAAGCUUGGCAGGAAUCACUCCUGACGAGGCAACUGUCCAUGUGAACGGCUGCUUAGAUGGAAACCCGGUGCCAUUGCCAACACCGACAAAGCCUCCCAAGGAGGAUUCGGUGGAUGCCCCUGAAAUCGGCAAGCGCUUCGCAAAGGCGGCCGUGCCACGGCCUGGACAAGCCAACCCGAUCAGCCUCGGAGGAGGCGUGUCCUCCGGGAACAAGGGAGGCUCUGCCUUCAGCAAGUUGAUGUCAGGACAUGCCGAAGAUGCUGCGUGGGCUUCCGCGGCCGCUACUGAGCACGCUUCUCGAGGGAAGCCAGCCUACCAGCGUACAUGUCCCUUUUAUAAAAUCAUGCCUGGGUUCUUCAUCUGCGUGGACGCCUUUCGGUACGGUGCUGUUAAAGGGUGUAAUGCUUAUUUCUUGAGCCACUUUCAUAGUGAUCACUACGUCGGUUUGACAGCGAGUUGGACCCAUGGACCGAUUUAUUGUAGCAAAGUCACCGGGAGCUUGGUCAAAACGCAACUUCGGACAGCCGCGAAAUGGGUUCGAGAGAUCGAGUUUGAGGAGACAAUCGAGAUACCAGGGACAGAGGGGGUAACAGUUACCAUGCUGCCAGCUAAUCACUGCCCUGGCAGCUCCCUGUUUCUCUUCGAAAAGACGCUUGGGAAAGGGGCCAGCGCAAGAAAACAGCGGAUACUCCACUGCGGCGACUUUCGAGCCUGUCCGGCUCAGGUUACACACCCGCUCCUGAAGCCGGACAUCGUUGAUGCCAUUUCUGGCAAAACAAAGCAGCAAAAGAUUGACGUAUGCUAUCUUGACACCACUUACCUUAACCCGCGGUACUCCUUUCCGCCCCAGGAAGACGUCAUCAACGCUUGUGCCGACUUUUGCAAAUCCAUCUCUGGGGACCCCAAUGCCCUUGACGACGCCUUUGACGCCCUGAAACGCGAGAAGGGCACCGAGUCGGUCACCAAGUUCUUCACCAAGGAGCCGUCGAAUGCCGGCGAGGGCGAAGCCGUGCCCGAGCCCCCGAAGACGAAUUAUCGUCUGCUCGUCAUCUGCGGCACCUACUCCAUCGGCAAGGAGCGCAUCUGCAAAGCCAUCGCGCAAGCCCUCAACACCAAGAUCUUCGCCUCGGCCUCCAAGAUCCGCAUCAUCAAGCAGCUGGGCGACCCCGAGCUCUCGGCCCUGCUGACGUCGGACCCCCGCGAGGCCCAGGUGCACAUGCAGAUGCUGAUGGAGAUCCGCGCCGAGACGCUGCAGGAGUACCUCAACGGCUACAAGCCGCACUUCAGCCGCAUCGUCGGCUUCCGGCCCUCGGGCUGGAACUUCCGCAACCCCAGCUCCACGGCCAAGGCCGUCGGCGCCAACGUGAGCCCCGGCGCCGUCGCCACGACCCAGAUCCUGCACGGCACGGCGUGGCGCACGAGCUUCGGCGCCCGCGACUUUGUCGCCCAGCGCGGCAGCACCCGCGAGGCCAUGUGCUUCGGCGUGCCCUACUCGGAGCACAGCAGCUUCCGCGAGCUGGCCCUCUUCACCAUGGCCCUGCGCAUCGACAAGAUCGUCCCCACCGUCAACGUCGGGAGCGAGCCGAGCCGCAAGCGGAUGAAGGCCUGGCUCGAUCGGUGGGUGAGCGAGAGGCGCCGCGGCGGCCUUGUCAGGUUGUUAGAAGGCGAAGCUUGUCCAGCGGAAGAAGACGGUGACGGUGAUGGGAAAGCAAGGCAGAGAACUACCGCGAAGGCAACUGCGCUCUGGGAAGGCAAGGAUGGGCGAGGAGGUGGGGUUUAUUGGUAG